AUGGUGAACGCCGCUGGAGGCAUCGUCAUCGCCAUCCUGGUGCUACUGCUUGUCGCUGGAGUCGGUUGGGUCAUCUUCACUCAGCUGCGCGCCCGCAGACUGGGCCUCCCGCCGCCCUCGCUUUCCUCGUACAUACCAUUCCGAAAAUCCGAACCACCAGCGUACGGACCCCCGCGCCCUGCGCCCAGCGGCAUCGUCGGCUGGUUCAACGACAAGAUCACCGGCUUCAAGAACCGCAACAACCGAUCCGCCGCUGGCGCCUACGAGCAGCCCUCGGCCGGUGCACCCCGUCGAGGUUUCGGACCCCUCGACCCCGAUGAGGCUUGGGAUACGCGCGUCGGCCACGAGGCGGAGACCUACGGACCCUACGGCAAUUAUGAAGAGCAGGAGCUCGGCUACCGGGGCGGCGCUGGCGGAGGCGACAGCUACAACAUGAACAUGGCCGCUACCCCCAACGUUCACGAUGAGCCCGCGAGGGGUCGCAGCCUCAGCCGGCCCGGUGACGACCUCGCCGUACCCAAGGGAGGCAGGAAUCCUUUCGACGACGACGCGGAGCCAAGCAACAUCAGCCUCCGCGGCGUAAGCCCGCGGCCAAUGGUUGAUACUGCGCCGCAGCAACAGCCCAAGGAGAACGGCGAGAGCCCAACAGAACGGAGGUCCAUUUUCAGAGAGAACGUAUAA
This is a messenger RNA of Colletotrichum aenigma, 681 nucleotides long. RefSeq lists its product as uncharacterized. Lineage: Eukaryota; Fungi; Ascomycota; Sordariomycetes; Glomerellales; Glomerellaceae. Bases 1 to 681 code for a protein of 226 amino acids. The record is from RefSeq and is a predicted model, not a curated record. The transcript has 2 exons.